AUGAAACAAUUCAGCCUGAUCUUAUGCGUCGUGUUUCAUUUCGCUUUUGCGAAACACGAAUUAUAUGAUGGCCACGGUCUUUACCAAGUCAACGUGGAAUUCGUCGAGCAAACCCAACUUCUUGAAGAGAUUCAGACCAGAUACAACCUGGAUGUCUGGGUUUACGCCUACCCUGGUAAACCGGGACAGAUCCUCGUUCCAGGUCACCUGAAGGAACAAUUCCAAGAAGAGCUUGCUGCUGCGGGAAUUACUUAUUCUUUGGAAGUGGAGAACAUUAAAGAGAAAUUAGACUUAGAAGAUUCAUUGUUAGAAGUUGCUGCUGCUCGUAGCAAUAGAUCCAGAUCUCUCCCCGGACUGUCCUUCGACGUUAUCCACAGAUACGCAGUGGUCGACCGGUAUCUUGUGGACUUGGCCAACACCUAUCCCAAUGUUCGCGUCUUCUCAGCGGGCAGGAGUGUUGAAGGCAGAGAUAUUAAGUACAUUACGAUUUCCACGACCAAUUUUCAGGACACCAGAAAACCGGUAGUGAUGCUCCAGUCUCUUCUGCACGCCAGAGAAUGGGUAACACUUCCAGCAACGCUCUAUGCUAUCGAGAAGUUGGUUAUCGACGUCACUGAAAGGGAUCUAGUUAACGAUAUCGACUGGAUCAUCUUGCCAAUCGCCAACCCUGAUGGAUACGAACAUUCUCAUACUAGUGCACGCUUCUGGCGCAAAAACCGCGCCCGCAACUCCUUUUGCAUGGGGGUCGAUUUAAAUCGUAACUUUGACAUAUUCUGGGGAACCGCGUCCAGCACGAACCCCUGCUCUGACACCUUCCACGGGCGCCGUGCUUUCUCCGAACCCGAGUCCGCCAUCGUCCGUGACAUUCUGCAUGCGCACAGGAACAGAUUGGAGUUGUAUAUUGACAUCCACAGUUUCGGCAGCAUGGUCUUAUAUGGUUACGGCAACAGGCAGCUUCCUCCUAAUGCGUUGGCCGUCAAUUAUCUCGGAGUACAAAUGGCCCAGGCUAUCGAUGCUGUGAAAUGGCCUCAGAAUAGAAACUACAUUGUCGGCAAUGUUGCCAUGGUUCUUUACAUGGCUUCCGGUGGGUCAAGCGACUACGCCAUGACCACUGGCGUUCCAUUCAGCUACACGUUUGAAUUGCCCUCAUACAGAGGAAUCACGAGUACAGUACAAGGAUUCCUGGUCGAGCCCGACUUCAUUCUCCAGGCUGGCUUCGAGACCUGGGAAGCCAUCAAAGUUGGAGCCAGAUUCGCUGCGAGAAACUUCAACAGACGCGCUGGACAAUAA
Bombyx mandarina (wild silkworm) is the source of this 1290-nucleotide messenger RNA. RefSeq names its product carboxypeptidase B. NCBI's taxonomy places the organism in Eukaryota, Metazoa, Arthropoda, Insecta, Lepidoptera, Bombycidae. Gene Ontology annotation, biological process: proteolysis. The record is from RefSeq and is a predicted model, not a curated record. Gene Ontology annotation, molecular function: zinc ion binding; metallocarboxypeptidase activity.